Messenger RNA from Lolium perenne, 1256 nucleotides. Its product is annotated as peroxidase 57-like. NCBI's taxonomy places the organism in Eukaryota, Viridiplantae, Streptophyta, Magnoliopsida, Poales, Poaceae. Gene Ontology annotation, biological process: hydrogen peroxide catabolic process; response to oxidative stress. Gene Ontology annotation, molecular function: peroxidase activity; heme binding. The record is from RefSeq and is a predicted model, not a curated record.
UAGCCAAAGCAGCCAUUCCAAGAGCAAGGUAGGCGCAGCGAAAUGGCCCUAGCAGCGCAGACGAGGGCGGUGUUGCUAGUGGUGGCGAUCUCUGUGCUGGGGCUGGCCACCGGCGGCCUCGCGCAGCUGAAGAAUGGGUUCUACACGGGCAAGUGUGGCGCCAAUGACGUGGAGACAAUCGUGCAGGGUCUCGUCAAGACCCGCGUCGGCCGUGACGCCGCAAUCGUUGCCCAGCUCCUGCGCUUGCAGUUCCACGAGUGUGCCAUCAAUGGCUGCGACGGCGGGCUUUUGAUCGAUGGUCCGGGGUCCGAGAAGACGGCAACGCCGAACCUGAGCGUGAAGGGUUACGACCUAAUCGCGACUAUCAAGAUGGAGCUCGAGAAGCGGUGUCCCGGCGUCGUGUCUUGCUCCGACAUCGAGAUCCUCGCCACAAGGGACGCCGCCGCUCUGGCUGGUGUGCAGAAGUACUCUGUGCGCACCGGGCGGAGGGACAGACGGCGGUCCAGUGCCGCCGACGUGAAGCUUCCAAGUGAAGAGGAUACGGCCGCGCAGGCAACCUCUUACUUCGCCGGUCUCGGCCUCACCCAGUUGGACAUGGUGGUUCUGCUAGGCGCGCACACGGUGGGCGUGACGCACUGCAGCAAGAUCAAGAAGACACGUCUUUAUAGCUACGGCGGCAAGACCGGCGCGACGGACCCGAGCUUGCACUCGGACGACGUCGCCGUGUACAAGAAGUAUGUGUGCCCCAACACAGCCUCGUCGGACAACAACAUCCUGUACCUGGACACCCAGUCCAGCGUCUCUAGGAUUGACAACAGCUACUACAAGAGACUGCAGGGACGUCAUGGCGUGCUCUCCGUCGACCAGAACCUCUACGCCAACGGCUCCUCGACCAAGUGGCACGUCGACAGGCUCGCCAACACAGACCACUUCUCCUGGCUCUUCCCACAGGCGCUCAUCAAGCUCAGCGAGAUCAACGUGCUCACCGGCACGCAGGGAGAGGUUCGCAAGGUCUGCAGCAGGUUCAACUGAUCGAUCGUUUGUUCGUCUCCAACCACGCUCCUGUGCGAGGCCGGCGGAUUUAUUCCAUUGCCCCCCUCAUUUUCUGGAUUCUGGUUUUGGUCACAUUGAAGGAGUACUUAAUUUUGAUCCCAUGGUCAACUCAUUUGUUUUGGGGCUUAUUUGUAAUAACGUGCAAGGUUGUAUGUUCUUUUCUGUGUGAUGAAGAUAAUGAAGGACAUUAUUGUGUUGGUGCA